Trypanosoma cruzi is the source of this 1215-nucleotide messenger RNA. RefSeq lists its product as uncharacterized. Bases 1 to 1215 code for a protein of 404 amino acids. Gene Ontology annotation, molecular function: protein binding; chromatin binding. Gene Ontology annotation, cellular component: Set1C/COMPASS complex. NCBI's taxonomy places the organism in Eukaryota, Euglenozoa, Kinetoplastea, Trypanosomatida, Trypanosomatidae. The record is from RefSeq and is a predicted model, not a curated record. The transcript has a single exon.
AUGUAUGUUACCCACCUUUGUUUUUUUUUUUCUUUUUCUUUUUCUUCUCUACGGAUGUGUGCAUGGGGUUUGGCUUUUGGCGUCACGAUUCGAAUGAAGAGAGCAUUGUGCAACGUGGUGCCGCAGCCGAUGGUCGGAGUCUUUACCGGCGCCGAUGAAAGUGAUGGUAGCCCCAUUGAAGUGGCAUCUCACUUUUUUACGGGCGUAAACGACCCGCGCGUUGGAACAAUGGACUUUUCUUUAGAUGGGCAGUAUUUUAUUUCUUCCCAUGCAGAUGAUGCGCUUCGACUGAUUGAUGUUUUGACGAUGCGACACAACGAAACAAUUCAGUUAGAGGCGUUUGGUGUGCACUGUGCAAGGUUCACACAGUCUAGCGAUGUGGUUUGUGUGGCCCCCCGGUACAGUAGCGAUGGACACUUGUACCUUUUGAGUCUCACAUCGGCCCAGUUGUUUGCUGCAAUGGCCUUUGUGAGUGAUGACGUGCCGGAGCUGCGGGCCGUUAGCAACACACCGGUGUACUCAACGAUUUCCCAGUGUCCCCAAAGCGACGUGAUUGCCUCCGUAUUUUCGACGCAGGGUCGUCUGCUGUUGUUUCACCCCUUAAUCUCUGGAGCGAUCGCGGCAUCUGGUGAACGAACGGUGAUGGGUAACAGGGCCACCGUAUCAUUCAGCCCUGAUGGAACAAAACUUGUCGUUGGGGACGACUGCCGGGUCCGCGUCUUUGAUUACCGGAAAAUGUUUUCAUCGCCAUUAGCUUCCUUGGAUAACAAAGCAAUUUUCACGGAGUCGGGUGCGGCUUCGCGCUGCAAAGGAGCUGAGGUGGCCGCUGACGGAUCCCAUUUGUUGCUCACAUCUUUUGGAGGGGAGGCGGUUGUGUAUGCCUUGCAACUUGGACUGGUGUCAUGCUCAUACUUUCACAACGUGGCGCGCCGACAUUUCAUAGGCGCCGGCGACGCUGUUGGUGCAAAAUUUAUGUUUCCAAAUAUUACAGGUUCUAUUGUGGUGCAGUUAUCCACGUACAUGAAUGCGGGGCGACACCUACUGGUGUACGAUGGUUACGACGGACAGUUUUCCGGGUCGUGUCGGCGCGGCGCCCUCAAGUACGAACUGCAGUGCAAAGAUAGCGACGUUCCUGUCGCUUUGAGUGUCAACUCAAAAUAUGCACUUCUGGCGACCGCGGCGCGAGGCGUGACGUGGUGGUCCUUCAACUUGUAG